AUGGCGUGUCAAGACUUUGGAGUCAAUCUUGGUGCUGGAGUUGUGGCAAAUUUGGUGACGACAGUAGCGCGAGAAGCUCGCCAUUGUUAUAAAUUCAACAAGAUUGUUAAAGAUCUGGAAGUUGAACAAAACAAUUUAAGGUCAACAAGAGAAAGCAUGCAAGUCCAAGUUAGAAAAGCCAAAGCAAACACCUAUGAGCCUACAGAGGUCACUCGGGAGAAGUUGAAGAAAGUAGAAGAUCUCUUAGAAGAAGCAAAGAAGUUGAAAGGGAAAGCAGAAGCAAGCAAGAGCUGUUGUAAUGCCGUUUUGCCUAAUUGGAUAUGUCGAUAUAUUGUUGGUAAGAAAGUAGCAGGAGUGACUGAAGAAAUGAAGCAGCUCAAUGAAAACUGGGGACAAAAUCUAUUGUUUGCACAUCGUCAAUCUCUUCAACCCAUGCGUAUGUCAGAAGAUUUCAUUUUUUUUGAAAGCAGAGAAAAAGGUCUCGAGAGACUCUUAAUGGCGUUGAAAGAUGACGAGAAUACAAGGAUUGGGCUUCAUGGAAUGGGUGGUUGUGGUAAGACAUCCUUGUUAAGAGCAGUGCAGGAAUCAGUUAGGGACUUGAAGCUAUUUGAUAAAAUUGCCUUUGUCACAGUGUCUAAACGUCAAAAGACAACUAUUCAACAAGACAUCGCAAGCUGGUUAGAGUUGGAUUUUGGGACGGAGAUAGGUGGUGAAGACACUAGAGCUACUAGACUGUCCAUGGGGUUUGCAGGGGAUAAGAAGUAUCUCAUAAUCUUAGAUGAUGUGUGGGAAGUCCUUCAAUUUGAUAAAAUAGGGAUUCCUCUUGGUAAAAAUUGCAAAGUUCUUUGA
Messenger RNA from Prosopis cineraria, 849 nucleotides. Its product is annotated as probable disease resistance protein At1g61310. The transcript has a single exon. The coding region runs from base 1 to 849 and encodes 282 amino acids. Gene Ontology annotation, molecular function: ADP binding. NCBI's taxonomy places the organism in Eukaryota, Viridiplantae, Streptophyta, Magnoliopsida, Fabales, Fabaceae. The record is from RefSeq and is a predicted model, not a curated record.